UUGAACGCCAUGAGGAAAGGAGAGUUGGUUCUUGCUGCUCUGAAAACGCAGUUGAAGAUAAUUUGUCUUUUUUGAACUUGCUAAUAUUAUGCAAGAACUACUAAUUUUUCUAAUCCAAGGGCAGAAGAGUUAGCCUGUUACAUCAGUGUAAACUUAACAAUUGUUCAAGCCUGUGAAACUCAAGCCAUCGAUGGCACGUGAUGUUGGGACUUAGGACGAAAUACAUAAUCUGGAUGACUGAGUUGGCGGUUUGAACUACAUCGAAGUCAAGUCACCCGCACGGCAGUUCCAAACCUUCGAUUUAAAGGCAGACUGUCAGCAAUCGUUGAACUGGUGAGCUGUAUCAAAGCCAGAUAAUGCUUGAAAUGAAACUGUUAUACAGAGAAAAGAUGUAAAUUUUAUGAAGAAAACCUGAACUGAGACGUUAUAACUCUUCGAUUGUCAGUUAAGACAAUGUUUUUAAUUAUUUUUUUCGUCGAUGCUUUCAUUGUUGAAGGGCGAGUGGCCCAGGCCAGAAGGCCUAUAUAUUCGAGUUCGUGCACUGAACAAAUUGUAGAAGUUGAUUGUAGAAGUUGAUUGUAGGAGUUAAAACUCGACACAGUUCUGGUGUCCGUUUCAACUCGUUUAUUGACCGGUGUAGAGAGCUUACAAUAUUCGAAUUGAGAGUUGACUGACAGUAUAGGAUGGUAUGAGAAAUAUUAAAUACUAAAGUGAUAUCUAAACAGUCCUAUAGGUACAAGAAUUAUAUGCCAAGUGGUGAAGGAUAGAUAGGCUAAUUCAGGGCCUAAUCCCAUCAUUGUUGGAGUGAGGUAUAUGUAUGGUUAGUGAGACAAUAUAUUCACUUAAUGCUAAUUGUGCUAAAUAAACACUGAUGAUUGUUCUUUAUGCUAAAUGGCAUGUGUUAAAUCUCUAUCAUUUGAGUCUCCAUGUGACAUUUCUGGGGGCUUGUCCGGGAGUCGAACCCGGGACCUCUCGCAAAUUUUCAUUUUGAUAACUUUAACCUAUGUAAAGUCAGAGAGCGUAUAUAAUAGGCGUAACAUGGAUUUGAGUAAGUUGAUUGAAGUAGGGGAAAAGUUUGGAUUGAGUGGGAACGAAUUAAAGUCAUUUGUGACGGCGGAACAGAAAAGAGCAAGAGAUGAGAGAGCAGAGCAGCUCGAAUUGAAAAGGAGAGAAAAGGAAGUGGCAGAGAUACAGCUAGAGAUUGAACGCGAAAAGCGCAAUGCCCGCGAAAGUAAUGGUUCUGAAAUGAACCUUUCACAGGUUGUAGCUAACAAAGCGAAAGCGCCGAAACUGCCUACUUUCUAUGAAGAGAGAGAUGACAUUGAUUCUUACCUCCAAAGAUUUGAAAGAUAUGCCAAAAGUCAAAAUUGGCCUGAAACUGACUGGGCCAUAUAUCUGAGUACUUUGCUUACAGGUAGUGCGUUAGAGGUAUUUACUCAGUUGUCUUAUGAUGAUGGAAAUAACUUCAAAAUAUUGAAGAAUGCCCUUUUGAAAAGAUUUCACUUAACUGAAGAUGGAUUUAGAUCAAAAUUUGCUACAGGAAAACCGCACACAGGAGAGACGGGACAUCAAUAUGCUACCCGAAUGGAAAACUACCUUGAUAGGUGGAUCGAACUUGCAGGUAUCAAAUUGACAUUUCAGGAUCUCAAGGACCUAAUUCUUAGAUGUCAAUACAUCGAAGGCCGUCAUCGAGAUCUUGUAAUUUUCCUGAAGGAACGCCAACCAACAACCAUGCAACAGACGGUAACCCUGGUAGAUCACUACCUUGAUGCAAGAGGUGGGUAUUUUAAAACACAGGUUCCUCCAAGACAGCCAAUGCAGCCUGGUACAUCAAAGAGAAACGAAGGUAAGCCUCUUUCAUCCCAAGCUAAAUCUUUCCAAGAAAAUAACAAACAAAAAACUUGCUUUAAUUGUCGCCAAAUAGGUCAUCUUGCAAGAAAUUGUCCAGCUAGUGCCCCCAAGCAACCCCUUUGUUACCUUUGUCGUAAAACAGGCCACUACGCUAAGGACUGCCGUUUUACCUCUACAAAAGCAGCAGGGCUGAUGACAGCAGAAGAGACAACCAUACCAGGGGCUAAUCACCAAGAAUGGACACCUCAUGACUCAGAGGUGUUCGAGCCGCAGAUGACCCAGACCUAUCCUGGUCGCCUAAAUUCCAUGGAAUAUGUGCCGUGGAGACAAGAGCUCAACGAAGGGACCGAGAGAAGCCAUACCGGGCAUUAAAGACUCCCAAGCCAUUUGAGAAUAUUGUCACCCCACAGUUGCUGAAGACCGCCCAGCAAGAGGAUCCCACACUGAACCGUGCUAGAGAAUUGGCAAACAGUCAAGUUGAAAAGGUAACUCGCCAUAAUGGCACUUCAUCUUUCUAUUUCCACAAUGACAUACUGCAUCGUAAAUUUCAUUCACCCAAAGUAGAAGAAGGUCACAUUUUCACUCAAAUCGUCGUCCCUAAACCAUAUCGUCGACAGGUCAUGCAAAUCGCCCACGAGGCUCUGCUUGGAGGACAUCAAGGUGCAAAGAAAACACUUCAAAAGAUACUUACCAAUUUUUUCUGGCCUGGUAUUACAACGGACAUAACUCGAUUUUGCAGGUCAUGCGAUGUAUGUCAAAGAACCAUUUCUAAAGGUAGAGUUCUGAAAGGUACUACAACCGAAACGCCAAGCAUCGAGAGUUUCAGGUAGGUGACCAAGUCCUUCUCCUACUCCCUACCGACAGAAAUAAACUUCUAUUACAAUGGAAGGGCCCAUUUCUGGUAGUUGAUAAAGUAAGUGACACAGAUUAUCGCAUUGAUCUCAGUGGGAAAUCAAAGAUUUUUCACAUCAACCUGUUAAAGAAAUACUAUCCCCGAGAAGAGGUAAGUGCCCUCAGUAACGAAGACACAGUCAAUACCUGUGCUGCUGUGAUUGAGGAUGAAAACCUAUCUUCUGAUACCACCUCAGAAAAUCAGGAAUACAUGUCUAACACUUCUCUCCUUCAACCUUAUCCUAUAGGAGCUACAUAAUCUGCAGAAGAUGUUAAGAUUAACGAAAAUCUCCUUCCUUCCCAAACUAAUCAAGUGAAAGCUCUUUUGACAGAAUUCCAAGACAUACUCACUGAUAUCCCUGGUUGUACUUCACUUGGCCAGCACACCAUUGAGUUAAAGCAACGAGAGUUGCCGAAAGGUAAACCGUACCCAAUCCCACAUGCCCUCAGAGACACAGUAAAGAAGGAGGUAAAAACAAUGUUGUCACUCAAUGUCAUUGAACCCUCAAACAGUCCAUAUGCAUCACCCAUUGUGAUCGUUAAAAAGCCGGAUGGUACAAAUAGGUUUUGUGUUGAUUUUCGUAAGCUGAAUAAAGUAACAAAGUUUGAUGCGGAACCAGUUCCUGACCAGGAAGAGCUCUUUACAAGAAUCGCAAAAGGCAAGUACUUUACCAAAGUUGAUCUUAGUAAAGGUUAUUGGCAAAUUCCUAUGGAGUCAGAGUCUAAAUCACUUACUGCUUUCAUAACACCAGACGGUCUCUUCCAGUUCAGGGUAAUGCCCUUUGGAUUGGUUAAUGCCCCUGCCUCAUUUAGUCGCAUCAUGAGAAAAUUCCUUGAUGGUUUAGAAGGUGCGCUAAACUAUAUAGAUGACAUCCUCGUCUAUUCAACGUCUUGGCAACAACAUCUGAAAACUCUCACUGAGCUGUUGACGAGGAUUAGAGCCGCCAAGUUGACUGCCAGGCCAAGUAAGUGUUAUUUUGGUCAUGAAAGUGUGGAGUUUCUUGGACAUGUGAUUGGACAUGGACAAGUUGCACCCGACCUGAGAAAGUAACAGCCAUACAAGAGGUGAAACAGCCAAAGACUAAGAAACAACUUAGAUCCUUUCUUGGUAUGAUGAAUUACUAUCGGAAAUUCAUUCCUAAUUAUGCUGCUAUUGCUGUUCCCCUUACAGAUAAGACCAAGAAGCUGGAACCAAAUAUCAUCAAAUGGGAGACAAGUCAAGAGAAUGCCUUUCACGCACUUAAGUCCAAAUUGGCCAACCCUCCCAUAUUACAUCUUCCAGAUUUGAGUAAGAAUUUUAUUCUCAGAACAGAUGCCUCAGAUUCUGGAUUGGGUGCAGUUCUUCUACAGACAGAGGAAAAUGAGAAGUUCCCAGUAGCUUAUGCAAGUCGUAAGUUGCUCCCAAGAGAGAGAGCAUAUUCUGUUAUAGAACGGGAAUGUAUAGGAAUCGUAUGGGCCAUUAAAAAGUUUGAAACCUACCUGUAUGGCAAAGAAUUCGUACUUGAAACAGAUCACCACCCUCUUGCUUAUAUGCAAAGCGCAAAAGUGGCGAAUGGCAGAAUCAUGCGCUGGGCACUUGCGCUACAACCAUACCGUUUUCGCAUUGAAGCAAUCAAAGGCGUCGAAAACGUUGGAGCUGAUUUUUUGAGCCGCACAGAGUAAAGGAAAAGAAAGGAAAAGUGAAAAGGUGAGAAAAAUUAGCAAAUAAAAUUAAUUGCUGUGAACGAGGUUAAUACAGUAUAUAUAUAUUUAUUUUUUUUACAACCAGAAAACAAAUUGAGUUAGAAAUUUACUUUCAAGAGAUAUGCAUUUUCUUGGAAGGGGAGUGAAAUGUCACGUUGAAAAUGCAAUAUCUUUGAUUUAAAUGACUAAAAUCUAUUAAUUACUCUUACAAAAAAGUGUAAGUUGAAUCAAAGUCAGUGAGAGAGAGGGAGAGAGAGGGAGAGAGAAAGUUAUCUAUUGAGUGUGUCAUUGAUGGUGAGGAGUUAUUCAGCUGUGCAAGACAUAACUGUCUUGGCCUAGCAUUGUGUCUUUUGAAUAGGAGGCAUAGCAAUGCACCUAAUUGGGUGUUAUACAUUGUAUGUGGAUUGCUAGUGUACAGAGAGUGGACACACCUCAACUUGAACGCCAUGAGGAAAGGAGAGUUGGUUCUUGCUGCUCUGAAAACGCAGUUGAAGAUAAUUUGUCUUUUUUGAACUUGCUCAUAUUAUGCAAGAACUACUAAUUUUUCUAAUCCAAGGGCAGAAGAGUUAGCCUGUUACAUCAGUGUAAACUUAACAAUUUUUCAAGCCUGUGAAACUCAAGCCAUCGAUGGCACGUGAUGUUGGGACUUAGGACGAAAUACAUAAUCUGGAUGACUGAGUUGGCGGUUUGAACUACAUCGAAGUCAAGUCACCCGCACGGCAGUUCCAAACCUUCGAUUUAAAGGCAGACUGUCAGCAAUCGUUGAACUGGUGAGCUGUAUCAAAGCCAGAUAAUGCUUGAAAUGAAACUGUUAUACAGAGAAAAGAUGUAAAUUUUAUGAAGAAAACCUGAACUGAGACGUUAUAACUCUUCGAUUGUCAGUUAAGACAAUGUUUUUAAUUAUUUUUUUCGUCGAUGCUUUCAUUGUUGAAGGGCGAGUGGCCCAGGCCAGAAGGCCUAUAUAUUCGAGUUCGUGCACUGAACAAAUUGUAGAAGUUGAUUGUAGAAGUUGAUUGUAGGAGUUAAAACUCGACACAGUUCUGGUGUCCGUUUCAACUCGUUUAUUGACCGGUGUAGAGAGCUUACAAUAUUCGAAUUGAGAGUUGACUGACAGUAUAGGAUGGUAUGAGAAAUAUUAAAUACUAAAGUGAUAUCUAAACAGUCCUAUAGGUACAAGAAUUAUAUGCCAAGUGGUGAAGGAUAGAUAGGCUAAUUCAGGGCCUAAUCCCAUCAUUGUUGGAGUGAGGUAUAUGUAUGGUUAGUGAGACAAUAUAUUCACUUAAUGCUAAUUGUGCUAAAUAAACACUGAUGAUUGUUCUUUAUGAUAAAUGGCAUGUGUUGAAUCUCUAUCAUUUGAG
Lytechinus pictus (painted urchin) is the source of this 5783-nucleotide messenger RNA. RefSeq lists its product as uncharacterized. The transcript has 4 exons. The coding region runs from base 892 to 2223 and encodes 443 amino acids. Lineage: Eukaryota; Metazoa; Echinodermata; Echinoidea; Temnopleuroida; Toxopneustidae. The record is from RefSeq and is a predicted model, not a curated record. Gene Ontology annotation, molecular function: nucleic acid binding; zinc ion binding.